Molecule: messenger RNA, 1937 nt
Organism: Lytechinus variegatus (green sea urchin)
Lineage: Eukaryota; Metazoa; Echinodermata; Echinoidea; Temnopleuroida; Toxopneustidae
Product: monocarboxylate transporter 12-like
Exons: 4
Coding region: 562-1908 (448 amino acids)
Biological process (GO): transmembrane transport
Molecular function (GO): monocarboxylic acid transmembrane transporter activity
Source: RefSeq, a predicted model, not a curated record
UUAGUCAGCCGCAGGCAUAAUAGACAGGUCCAAAUUUUGUGAUAAAGUUAAUGCACUAGCCUAGCCAUAGCCUAGAUUAGCAUUUUUUCCCUCUCAUUAAUGGCAAUUUGAUAAGUAUUUAAGAAUUGGAUCUCGCCUGAUAUAGAUCUAAGCCUAAGGCCAAUAUAAGAGUACCGGCAAUUUGAAGGUGCUGAUCUAUAGUCAUGGCAACGCGAAAGACCAGUUUUGUAAACAGAUGUGCGCAUGCGUACUUAUUCCGAAGACGCAAGUCAUGUAUAUUCAUAUUGGUUUCCGCAACUGCGGUGGGAAAAAUAACGCGACCCGCCAUGCCCGUACAGCGUAUAGUGAAUAAGCAUCCAAUUAUGCAUUCCAUAUACUUCUAUGUAAACUUAGCCUUAGAGGGCUCAAAACAUUUCGAGAUGCAGGUACUGUCUACAUACCCUCAUGAUCGCGAUUUCUUAAGUCGGUUACGAAUGAGCAUUAUUGUAUCAGUAACACAAACGGAAAUACGGAAGAUCCAUAGAUGAGGAAGAAAAAAAAAAGAACAGUUGACAGUAAAACAUGAACAGGAAAGUAUUCAUUCUCCUCGGUGCUUGGAUGAUUCAGUUUUUCGAGGUCGGAACCGUCAAAUCGUUCUCGGUUCUUAUUAAUCAUAUUGCUAAAGACGUCGACUCCACAAUAAGUCAUAUUGGCACUUUCAUCGGGAUUUUUCAUGCCGUCACUGUAAUAUUUGGGGUGUUAGCUAAUGUUUUGCUGGACCAUUUUUCUCCACGUCGGUUAUGUAUGGUUGGCGGAAUGAUUGGGUCGGUUGGCUUAAUGUUGUGUUCUAUCGCCGACACCGAAGUCACCAUCGCAGUUUUCCUCGUCAUCUCGGGUAUUGGAUUUGCAAUGACCGUCCUCCCGUCUCAAGCGUUUGUUAUAUCUGCUUAUGGCGACAAUUACUUAAUACCGUUUUGCGUUAGCGCAAUGGGAGCUGGUGUUGGAAUGAUGAUACUACCAUUUUGUACAAAGACUUUUUUGGAGAUCUAUGAGUGGAGAGGAACGAUCCUUCUUCUUGGAGGAUUCAAUCUGCACACGGUAGUAUCAGGGGCGUUGUUCAAAGGGACUUUAAGACCACGGGUAUCACAAGAGGACAACUCAACACGCAUUUCGGCAUUGCCCUCGUCGCAGCCUACUGUCAUCGACAAGGAGCAAGAUGGCAAAAUAAAAAGUCCACGAACUUCGCUUCCUCAACGCUGUAUAACCGCUUCGUGGGCAAUUAUCUCAACCGUUUACCUAAAGUCAAAUAUCAGUAUGUUUGGACAAUAUCCACUACUGACCUACCUGAUAAUAGCGGCAUAUCUUCAUGGAAUUACGUAUGCUGGUUGGACUAUAUUCGUAAUUUCCAAUGCUGAAGUAAAGGGUCAUCCAGAACACACUGCAGUCUUUCUCUCUUUUAUCGCCGGUAUUUGCAACACAGUCGGACGUCUUCUACCAGCUAUACUGAAGUUUUUAAAUAAAGAUUUAUUUUCAUCUAGAUUUUCAUUUCUCUUGUUUGGUGUCAUCGGAUCGGUGCCUCUUUGUCUAAACGCCGCAGCGACAGGUCUUCCGAUGCUAGGCGUCUUUGCCAGCCUCAACGGCCUAGCUUUAGGAGCGAAGGCAAUCUCGAAGAGUGCCGCAUCUGUGGACGUUGUUCCGGAAUCGUUUUCGUCAACAGCACUAGCGUUCACAUUAGUCUGUUCCGGUAUGGGGGAAGUAACCGGUGGAUGGGCCACAGGUAAAAUCUGGGAUGCAACAGGGUCUUUGGACACAGCUUUUCUGUUCCUGGGUUUUGUCGAUAUUUUUGGCGUGAUCAUCCUGAUCCUGAGCUUCAUACACCAGAAAAUAAUGUACAUUGACAGCAUGGCGAAGGGAGAUAGAGAAUAUUGAUAAUCAGAUCGAUACAGCUGCAAUAAUAU